Messenger RNA from Cladophialophora psammophila CBS 110553, 3333 nucleotides. RefSeq lists its product as uncharacterized. Lineage: Eukaryota; Fungi; Ascomycota; Eurotiomycetes; Chaetothyriales; Herpotrichiellaceae. Gene Ontology annotation, molecular function: phosphopantetheine binding. The transcript has 5 exons. The coding region runs from base 1 to 3333 and encodes 1110 amino acids. The record is from RefSeq and is a predicted model, not a curated record.
AUGUUGACCGACAAGGUCUCCGUGGCGGAAGGACCGCACCUCGACAUUCCCAUUCCCAUUCUUCACGAUCUGAUUACUUCAUCAAUCACCGAGCAUGGAGACAAGGUGGCGAUGGUGUGUAAACACCAACCUGUGGACCUUUUCCCGGCAGUAAACGGCUACAACAGCUCCAGAAUCAAUGCUGCGGAGAGGCUUCCGUAUCUACAAUGGACCCACUCCCAGCUUCAGUACGGCGCCGAUCUUGUCGCUCAUGCAUUGAUGAAGAAGGGACUGAGUCCUGGGGCAACGAUUGCCGUAAUGCUCAGUGGAAGAGUAGAAUUUCACAUGCUUUUGCGUGCAGCAGUCAAAAUGAAAUGUCCAUUCACACCGCUCAACCUGAGAGCACCGCAAAAUGCAAAGGAGAUCAGACACAUGCUGACAUUGUCGGGCGCUAGAGCUAUCAUUGUGGAGGACGACUCAAUCGCCGAGAGACUCGAACAAACUGUACCUGAUUUGAUGCGGGAUAUGCAGGUGAAGGCCGUGGUGGGACCAAUGUCUACGAUCAAUUCUUACGUUUCACUGAAUGAACUUGCGUCGAGUGCGGCCGAGGACGAAACCUUCGAAGACACACAGCGAGCCAUCGACAAACUUCCUCGUCAUGUCGAUGACAUUGUCUUCAUCUGGUUCACAUCAGGCACAACAGCGCUCCCCAAGGCAGCGCCGCAUACCAACAAAUCGCUCACUUGCAACAUCAGAUCUUGGGGAGAAGCAUUCAAACUGGAUUCAAGACGCCGGUGGCUCCAGAUUCUUCCCAUGAACUCGAUUGUCGGCAGCUCGUGGACACUCGCAUAUCUCCUACCUGGAGGGAGCGUCACACACGUCAAUUACAAUUUUGAUGUCCCGUCUAUCGCCACGGCAAUUCAAGCAGGAGAGUACACCGACGUUCUCGCCGUACCCUCCAUGAUAGAUUUGUUGUCAUCGUCUCCAUUACUAAGUGAGCCUUCCGUCAGAGGUGUUGACCAUGUUAUUGUAGGUGGGAGCAAAAUAUUACGGUCCCAUGUCGAAAAAGCAUUUUUGUUCUUGAAAUGCAAGCGCUUCAGUCCCUUCUUUGGCAUGACGGAGGGUACUUCAGUUUGCUCGGAGACUUUAGAUUGCGUCCCGGCUAGUCUGGAUGAUCCAAUUUAUGCGGGUUAUGCCAAUCCAGGUAGCAAGAUCAGGAUCUGUGCACCCGAUGGGAUCGAACCUCUCCCCAGAGGAACUCCCGGUGAGAUAAUCCAAGGCGGCUUGCAGAAAAUCGAGAGCUAUUUGGGUGACCAAGGUAAAGAUAACUUUUUCACGGCAGACGGGGAAACGUGGUACAGGUGUGGCGAUCAAGCGACAAUGUUGGCGAACGGAAGGAUUGCAAUCGUGGGAAGGUAUAAAGACAUGAUCAUCAGGGGUGGCAUGAAUAUAGCCUCUACAGCGGUGGAAGCCGUAAUAUCCGAAAGUACGGGGAUAGAUUCUCAGGUGAUUGGAAUCCCUGACGAAAUUGCUGGAGAGGUUCCUAUUGCUGUCAUCAAACAUCUAGGAGACAGAGACGCUGCCAUCAGCAUUCAGAGAUGUGUUCUGGAAAAAAUGGGCCCUGCAUAUGCGAUAGAACAAGUGAUCAGUUUAGAUGAGCUUGGAAUUGAGGACUGGCCGAAAACUAGUUCUGGAAAGGUGCUCAAACGAGACUUACGACUGAUGGUUGAAAGCCUGCUUCAAUCAACAAGCGCAGACCAGACCAAGGGACUCCGGAACGGGGAAUAUCCGCGACACGAAUUGCUGCUUGACGGUAGCCAGCUACGAAGCCACCUUCUCAAGCGGGUUCAACAGCAAGGAAUCCUAGUCUCGAGCAUCGAGGAUGAUUUUCACUCUGCCGGUAUGGAUAGUCUACUCGCGCUUAGACUCCGGAAUGCUAUUGCUCAAGACCCCGUGCUGGAUCUGCACAUCACGCUAUCUGUGGAGGAAAUAUUCCAAUAUGGCACCAUCAAGCGCCUCGCCGCGCGGUUGAUGUCUAGUGGCCGCGGAAACAAGAGCUCUGCUGCUGCUUUGUCUCACCCAGAGACCAUUAUUGAUGAAAUGGCUUCCAUGGUUGAAGAGUAUGGGGAGUUUCGUCUACAUAGGGGCUCGGGGGACGUCUGCUCCAGCCGAGAAACAGUCCUUCUCACAGGUGCUACAGGCUCACUAGGUGCUCACAUCCUUGCUCUUCUGAUUGAACGGGAUGAUGUUGCAGUAAUUUAUUGCCCAGUGAGGGGUCAGGAUGCUGCCAAGCGACUGAAAGAGUCUCUCAGCAGGCGAUUCCUCAUGCCACCGAACUUCGCAGAAAAGGUCAAGCUUAUCACCAGCAAGGCAGGGAAUCUUUGGUUAGGCCAGGAAAGUGCCACAAGAGAAUCACUCCUUGACAGUCUGACCCUUAUCAUUCAUGCUGCAUGGCCCGUCAACUUUCACCUGUCCCUGGCAUCGUUUCGGCCUCAUAUCAAUGAGCUCCAGAGGUUGAUCCAACUUUCUUUGGAUGUGCGAUUGCCCCACCCUGCUCGCAUGAUGUUUUGUUCCUCAAUGGGUGUUGCACUAAGCACGCGAGGCCAAAAGCGGAUCGCAGAAGAGCCCAUCAUGGACUUUCGACAAGGGAUGAGCAACGGAUACACCCAGUCGAAGCUUGUUGCCGAGUAUAUUGUGCAAAGGGCAGUAGAAGACUUUGGGGCUUUGGCAUGCAAUUUGCGAAUUGGUCAGAUUGUGGGAGACACAAAGCAUGGGUUUUGGAACCAGGGCGAAGCUGUCCCGCUGAUGAUUCGCUCUGCCCUCAGUAUAGGGAGCCUACCCUCCUUGGACAUGAAGUGUUCGUGGAUCCCGGUUGAUACUCUGGCAAAAGCCAUUGUUGAGAUUGCUACAAUGCCGAAACGUCAACAGUCGCAAAUGCUAGUCUACAACAUGUGCAACAGGCUCGCUUUCUCCUGGACGACGGAUCUAUUGCCGGCACUCGAAGGUGCAGGGCUCAAAUUCGAGACUGUGGCCUUUGAGCAGUGGAUUGCGAGCCUGAAAAACUACAGCGCAACACAGGGGGUGGAAGCGGCAAGCUUACACUGCCCAGCGAUCAAAUUGAUUGAUUUCUGGCAAAAGUCAUACGGCAGCAAGGAACAGAGACACGACGGCGGUCUGGAAUUUGACACGCGCAAGGCGCAGGCGGAUAGCAGAAGCAUGGCUACAGCCCCCGAUGUGAUCAAAAGUGGCCUCAUCGAGGUCAUGUUGAAUGCAUGGAUGAAAGAUUGGGGUGGCACACCACCCAUGGCGAACGAGACUUUAGACCGAUCGAAAACGGUGAAUGGAGACACAUGA